GUUUUGUCUUUGGUAUUGACAAUUGCCAAAUCAGCCCGACUGGCCCUUCUGUUAGAAAUUCCUUAUAAAAUCUGUUUUAAUUCCAUUUUCUGAAUGGGUGUCUAACUGGAUUGUAGGGUUUCGCUUAUGUGCAUAGUCUUAGGUCACUGCAUGUCUUCCUGAUCUAAGACAUGGCGACGUAUGAGGAGUUUAUUCAGCAAAACGAAGACCGGGAUGGCAUACGGUUUACAUGGAACGUGUGGCCGUCGAGCAGAAUCGAGGCAACGCGGCUUGUGGUGCCCCUGGCCUGCUUGUACCAGCCACUGAAAGAACGGCCCGAUCUGCCUCCAAUUCAGUAUGAGCCAGUCCUGUGCACCCGGAACACCUGCCGCGCUGUACUGAACCCGAUGUGCCAGGUCGAUUACAGAGCUAAAUUGUGGGUGUGCAAUUUCUGUUUUCAAAGAAAUCCUUUCCCCCCGCAAUAUGCAGCCAUAUCUGAACAGCAUCAACCCGCUGAGCUCAUCCCAAACUUCUCAACCAUCGAGUAUACAAUCACACGGGCUCAGACAAUGCCACCCAUUUACCUGCUGGUGGUUGACACUUGUAUGGACGAGGAGGAAUUGGGAGCUUUGAAAGACUCCCUGCAGACAUCGCUUAGUUUGAUGCCGCAAAAUGCACUAGUUGGUCUUAUUACAUUUGGCCGUAUGGUACAGAUUCAUGAGUUAGGUACAGAAGGCAUAUCCAAGUGCUAUGUUUUCAAAGGAACCAAAGACUUGAGUGGCAAGCAAAUCCAAGAGCAGCUGGCGAUCGGCCGCGUCAACGCGCCCAACACCCAGCAACGUCCCGGCACCCAGGCGCCGACGCCCCCCGCCCACCGCUUCCUCCAACCUGUCAAACAAUGCGACAUGGCCUUGACCGACUUACUCGGCGAACUCGGCAGGGAUCCUUGGCCUCUAGGUGUAGGAAAGAGGCCUUUGAGAAGCAGCGGUGUCGCUUUAUCAUUAGCUGUUGGCUUAUUAGAAGUCACUUAUCCUAACACUGGAGCUAGAAUCAUGAUGUUCCUCGGAGGUCCCUGCUCCCAAGGCCCCGGUCAGGUGGUCAAUGAUGAGCUGAAGCAGCCCAUCCGCUCGCAUCACGACAUUCACAAAGAUAACGCCAAGUACAUGAAGAAGGCUAUCAAGCAUUAUGAAGCGUUGUCUUUCCGAUCGGCGACGAACGGCCACUCGAUCGAUAUUUAUUCGUGUGCGCUGGAUCAGACUGGUCUGAUGGAGAUGAAACAGUGUUGUAAUUCAACAGGAGGACAUAUGGUGAUGGGUGACUCGUUCAACUCUUCACUUUUCAAGCAAACCUUCCAACGUGUGUUCGCAAAAGACCAGAAGAACGACUUCAAAAUGGCAUUCAAUGGCACUUUAGAAGUCAAGUGCAGCCGAGAAUUGAAAAUAAGCGGCGCAAUCGGUUCUUGCGUGUCGCUGAACGUGAAAGGACCCUGCGUGUCUGACCAGGAAGUGGGCAUGGGGAACACGAGCCAGUGGAAGCUGUGCACCUUCACGCCUAGCACCACCAUGGCCAUCUUCUUUGAGGUGGUGAAUCAGCACGCAGCGCCGGUGCCUCAGGGCGGGCGCGGCUGCGUGCAGCUCAUCUCGCAGUACCAACACUCGAGCGGCCAGCGACGCGUACGAGUCACGACUGUGGCACGCAACUGGGGCGACGCCGCGGUGAACCUGCCGCACAUCGCGGCCGGCUUCGACCAGGAGGCGGCGGCCGUGGUGAUGGCGCGGCUCGUGGUGUACCGCGCCGAGCAGGAGGACGGGCCCGACGUGCUGCGCUGGCUCGACCGCAUGCUCAUCCGACUGUGUCAAAAGUUCGGCGAGUACGCAAAGGAUGAUCCGAACAGUUUCAGGCUUUCAGAGAACUUCAGCCUUUACCCGCAGUUCAUGUACCAUCUGCGUCGCUCCCAGUUCCUGCAGGUGUUCAAUAACUCGCCCGAUGAGACCACGUUCUACAGGCACAUGUUGAUGCGCGAGGAUCUGACCCAGUCGCUGAUCAUGAUCCAGCCGAUCCUGUACUCGUACAGCUUUGGCGGCCCGCCCGAGCCCGUGUUGCUGGACACCUCAUCCAUCCAGCCUGACCGCAUCCUGCUCAUGGAUACCUUCUUCCAGAUCCUGAUAUACCACGGCGAGACGAUAGCGCAAUGGCGCGCCCUCCGCUACCAAGACAUGCCGGAGUACGAGAGCUUUGCGCAGCUGCUGCGAGCCCCCGUCGACGACGCGCAGGAGAUCCUGCAGAGCCGCUUCCCCGUGCCGCGGUACAUCGACACCGAGCACGGAGGCUCUCAGGCUCGUUUCCUGCUGUCGAAGGUCAAUCCAUCUCAGACCCACAACAACAUGUACGCGUAUGGAGGGGCGAUGCCGAUGCCGUCAGCGGAUGGCGGAGCCCCCGUGCUGACGGACGACGUGUCGCUGCAGGUGUUCAUGGAGCACCUCAAGAAACUGGCCGUCUCGUCCACCGCCUAGUCGAAGCGCCGGUCCAGAACCUUGUAGAAUAGGGCGAGUCUUUAGGGCAUCCAUUUAUAUGUA
This is a messenger RNA of Cydia amplana, 2555 nucleotides long. It is a transcript of the gene Sec23, whose product is annotated as protein transport protein Sec23A. Lineage: Eukaryota; Metazoa; Arthropoda; Insecta; Lepidoptera; Tortricidae. Gene Ontology annotation, molecular function: GTPase activator activity; zinc ion binding. Bases 171 to 2492 code for a protein of 773 amino acids. Gene Ontology annotation, cellular component: COPII vesicle coat; endoplasmic reticulum exit site. The record is from RefSeq and is a predicted model, not a curated record. Gene Ontology annotation, biological process: COPII-coated vesicle cargo loading; endoplasmic reticulum to Golgi vesicle-mediated transport; intracellular protein transport. The transcript is spliced from 14 exons.